CUUCAUGUGGCUUGUGGUGUGGCUGGGGAGACGCCCAUAGCCUGUCCCUGCUGUGCCGUUAUACAGAGCCCUGCUGGUGCUGGCUGGGGAGCCGGGGAGAGCAUCCAGGGACGUAGCAACUCCCGAUGCACGGUCGCUGCCCCGGAGGGGAGAGCAGGGAGGCGAGGAGCAGCCGGUGCUGCCCGGCUCCACCGGACACGGCAGGGCGGCUCCGAGCAUGCCGUGCGCCGCCGCGCGCGUCUGGCGUUUCCCCAGGACGACUCCCACCUCCUCUCCGCCUGCUCACGUCCAGCCAAACCGCCGUGGCGGUGCCCGGCCCCUCCUCCCCGUUCCUCCGGCCGGGGGGGCUGUGCAGGCCGAGUUCGGGGCUGGCCCGGGGGCGGGAAGGGGCAGUUCCCAGGAAAUCAGUUAAUGAGAGACCAAAAUCAACAGCGGGUCUAUCAGUGACGCUCCACGGGGUCAGACGGCCCCGGCAGAGCCUCCCGGCAGGGAUGAAGUGCCUGGUGGCCCUGGCCCUGGGCUUCCUGGCCCUGGCUGCCGCCAGCCAGUCCCCGCUGCAGAGGCGCGUGGUGAAGGAGGUGCUGGACUACUUCCACGGCCGGAGCAACGUGCACCACUACUUCAAGGAGCAGUCGGUGGAAGGAGCUGUCGAACGAGAGGACCCGUCGGGGACGUUCGUCCAGCUGCGGGUCAACCUCGCGCAGACGGCCUGCAGGAAGAGGGAUGCGAGGAGGCAGAACUGCAAGGUGGUAGAAGGCAAGAGGAAGCCGGCCUGCGUGGCGUGUUUCAAGUUCGACAGCGGCGAUGUCCCCAAGGUGCUGGAUAAGUACUACAACUGCGGCCCCAGCCACCACCUGGCUGUGAAGGAGAUAAAGCACCGGGACGAGGCCGAGUGCCGGGAGGUGGAGGAGGCCGGCAAGUCCACGGAUUCCCUCUACCUUCCCGGCAUGUUCGCCUUCUCCAAGGGGCUGCCGGCCUAGGCCGGCGUCGCCCGCGUCCAGACACGGCCGGCUGGGACCGGGCCGCCAGCCUGGAUACGGGCCCACGGAGAAGGAUGCCGCCGCAGAGGGCCGGCCCGGCCCCUCUGAGCUUGCUGCCCUCCGGCGCUGCGCAACGAGAGGGAGGCUGCCCGCCGCCCGCGCUUCCCACCCGCCUCCGCCUAGACGUGUCCACACGCACCAGUAAACCUGGCUCUGUCUCCA
Messenger RNA from Dromaius novaehollandiae (emu), 1202 nucleotides. RefSeq names its product retinoic acid receptor responder 2 (gene RARRES2). Lineage: Eukaryota; Metazoa; Chordata; Aves; Casuariiformes; Dromaiidae. The transcript has 5 exons. Gene Ontology annotation, biological process: innate immune response; inflammatory response; regulation of lipid catabolic process. Gene Ontology annotation, molecular function: signaling receptor binding. Gene Ontology annotation, cellular component: extracellular matrix. The record is from RefSeq and is a predicted model, not a curated record. Bases 126 to 980 code for a protein of 284 amino acids.